Diorhabda sublineata is the source of this 4210-nucleotide messenger RNA. RefSeq names its product actin nucleation-promoting factor WASL-like. Gene Ontology annotation, molecular function: small GTPase binding; actin binding. The record is from RefSeq and is a predicted model, not a curated record. Lineage: Eukaryota; Metazoa; Arthropoda; Insecta; Coleoptera; Chrysomelidae. The transcript has 5 exons. Bases 189 to 1577 code for a protein of 462 amino acids. Gene Ontology annotation, cellular component: plasma membrane. Gene Ontology annotation, biological process: regulation of Rho protein signal transduction; actin filament organization.
GAAUACGUGCAAAUCUCGUGUAACACGAACAAUUCAUAAACUAAGUUAUUCAAUGGAGACGUAUAUGACUAAUUCUAGGUUAUCUACUCUACUUUUUUGGUGAUAAUGAAAAGUUCUACAACAAUUUACCAUUAAUUUUAUCAUAAAUAUUUACAAUACAAUGUUUACUUCAAAUAUUAAUUAACGAAAUGGCACCUGCCCUAGAAAAUAGCUAUUGUGGUCUUUUAACAAAUGAAGAAAAUUUACAAAUAUUCAAAUUACUGGGUAAUCGCUGCCAGACCCUAUGUACAACAGUGGUUCAAUUAUAUUUGACGAAACCUCCAGACCAUACACAAUGGUUCAAAAAGACUACAGGUGUCCUCUGUUUUGUAAAGGACAAUACAAAAAAGAACUUCUUUUUUCGCUUAUUUUGCAUUCAAAGGAAUAUGAAAAUCUGGGAACAUGAAAUGUACAACAACAUGGAGUAUAUUGAUGCUACUCCAUUUUUUCACUACUUUGAGGGUGAAAAUUGUCAUGUAGCCUUUAAUUUUGCUAAUAUAGAAGAUGCUCGAGAUCUGCGAAUAGUUGUACAUCAAAAAAUUCAUGCAAGAAAAAAACGCGAAGAAAAAAGAUGUAAACAGAUUAGUCAGAGUCAUACACUUCCUCCUCCAAAAACAAAUGCAGAUAUUAUGAAUUAUAAAAAGACACUAGAUCCUUCUGCUCAACAAGCUAAAAGGAGAAGAAACAUUACAAAAGCAGAUAUAGGAAUUCCAAGGGAUUUUAAGCAUAUUUCACAUGUUGGAUGGGAUUCUACACAUGGAUUUGAUGUUGAUACUGAAGAUGAACAACUUAAGGCAUUUUUUAAAAAGGCAGGUGUAUCUGAACAACAGUUACAAGAUAAAAGUACCAGAGAGUAUAUUUAUGACUUUAUCAAUCGCAACGGAGGACGAGAAGCCAUUGAACAAACAAACAGAUCUGCAGAAAUAAUUUCUCCUCCACCAGCUGUACCACCGAGAGUACCUUCUGGAUCAAGACAUUCACAUUUACGAAACGCUCCACCACCACCAAUUCCAAACAAAAAUACCAACAACAACGUUACUCCAAGAAAGCCAAGAAUGGAUGUUCCACCGCCAAAGAAACCAGCGCCCACUCCCAAUGUUGGUACUUCGCCAGUUCCGGCAGCUCCUUCAGCACCGGCCCCACCACCACCUCCACCACCACCCCCUAUGUUAAAGGAAAUAAAUAGUUCAAAAGGUAUGAGCUCUGGAUUAACACCACCUCAGCCUCCAUCAGGACCAAAUGCUGCUUUAUUAGAGAACAUUAGAAAUGGUACAACUCUAAAAUCUGUGGAUGACAGAAAAAUGCCUUUGCCAGCUCAAGAUGAUGCUAGAAGUGACUUACUAAGUGAGAUCAGAAAAGGUUGUAAGCUGAGGUCGGUGGAUGAGCGUAACAUCAAACCAAAUUCGGUGCCAAUCAAAGGAGAUGAUUUAGCUAGCGCAUUAGCUAGAGCAUUGAGUAAGAGGAGCGAAUUUAUACAUUCCGAAGACGAUGAUGAUAAAUCUGACUCGUCUUCGACUGCUUCCGAUUGGGAUGAUUGAGUCAGUGAUUUAUUAUUUUAUAUUUAUUUGGUAUUUUUUUACCUUAUAUAUAUUUUGCUUUAUUAAUAAAAAUAACUUGCUACAAAAACGUAAACAAAUCAAAUAUCUAUUUAUUUAGCGGCAGGUCAUUUUUUCUAUCUAAAGUAAUCUAUUGUGCAAUUUUUAAAGCAGUAUUAGAAGUAUAUUUUAUUUUUGAAAUUAAUGAAUACUUGUUUACUACAGUUUUAUGUAUGUAUAUUUAUUUUAUGAAAGAUAACAUGCAGGGAAUCACAGAAAUAUUUCUUAAUAUACAAAAAAUUUUAAAUUAGUAUAAGCAGUAACUUGAAUUCACUUAAAGUUGUCUCUACAAAACAACAUAUUCCUAGCAGUGAUAGCUGUGAAUUUCAAUACAUAAAUUAAUUAAAACCAUUUUUUUCUCUGUAAUUGCUCAGAACAUAUUAAAUAAAUGUGACAACAGUGAUAAAAAUAGUAGAUAUUGAUGACUUGCAAUGACCUUCACUUUAUUUCAUGUAACAAAAACUGCUUUAUUCACAGGACAUAUAGUUUUGAAUAUUAUGUUACAUUAUGGGCAUCAAUCAUAAUUCUGCUUUUUUCUGACCCUUCUUUUUAAAUUGCACAUAUGGUGUAUAAUUGUAAUUCAAUCAAUACAGAAUAUCCAUAAACUGAUCUGAUCAAAUGAAAACUACAGGUAAUAAAUGUAAUUUAUAUCCAUCUAAUAUAAUGAAAACAUUAUCCAAUAAUUUGUCUUAGAGGAGUUUGUGCAUUUAGAAGAUGACACUGUCAGUUUAUUUAACUGUACCUCAAAAAAAUGUUAUUUACAAAAUUCAAAUUUGGUACAUUGCAUGUACCAAUAGUAAAAAAUUGGUUAUUAUAAACAGUUUUUUGUAAAAUUUUAGAAUACUGAUGAACAAAAUAGUCAUCUGAAUUUCUUCUUUCUAUUGAGAUAUGUUUAAAAAACUAAUUGGAAAGGUUAAUUAGGUUAGAUAAACAUGAAUCACAUUCAAUAUCUGCAGUUUGUGUGUGACAAGAGACAAGACAGUUUCUGGAAACCUUGUAUAUUUCAUUCAUUUGAUUACGAUCUAUACAAAAUAUGAUCUAUUUUUCAGUUUUAUUCAUUGUUAUUUAUAUAAUCAGUGAGGCCUAAGACUAAAUUUUUUACAACUGGAAAAUUUCAAAACAAAAAUAUUUUAUAUGAGAUAUUGAUGAACCAACUGUUUCACACAUUUCAUGUGGUAUUACGUAUACUUUACAGGUAAACAUAUUCAACAUGUGUGUUUUCUUCAUUAAAUAUCUAACUUUCCAAUUUAAGAAUCAUUUCUUAUAUGUUUUCCAGCAGUUAUCAUGUAUUUUAAACAUUUCAACUUUUCCGUUUAUAAUUCUUGUUCUUUCGAUUUGUUUUCCCCUUUUUUCAAUGUUUCACGAAUAUCAAAAAACUACAUAUCUUUAGCUAUUGGUGCUAUUCAUAUACAGUUUGAAUUUAUUUCAAAAGGUUCUUGAAUUUUAAUGAGAAAUUUUGAAAUAAUCAUGAAUAUAUGGCCGGUAAAUGUUUUCAUUCAAAUUUGAAUUUUUUUCACGGACAUGAUUUCAUUUUUUAUUCCUAUUUUGGUUGUUACUAUACCAAAAAACUAAUAAUUUUAUAAUAUAGAAGAUAUAUUUAUUACUAAAUAGUUCAAAAUUAAUUUGAGCGUUACAGAGUAGAAAACAACUAAACCAACUUUUGUAUACGAAAUUUUCGUUUCACUACUAAAACAACAUCGUACAUUCCGAAAAUAACCAUAAUAUUAAAAAUAUCCUACUUUAUUUUCCAGAAGAUUUUACUUUAGGUUUUCCUAGAAUCUUCGACUAUCUUGGAAGGGAUUUGAAAAGAAGUGUCUACUGAUCUACUAUUAACCUAGUGAUAAAAAAUUAUUAACUGAUCCGUUGAUCCGACGAAUUUAAACCAAGGUCUUAAGAAUAUUUUUUGGAUUGAAUUGUGUUCCAUUUCCAUUUUGAACCAGAAUAUUAAUUAAAAAUUUGGCAUUGAGAAAUAUAUUCAAUUUAUAUUGUUGCUACCUUUUAUUUAAUUCUUAUUUCAAAUUGGUAGACUGAUAAUAGCAAUCGUUCUUUUAUCUUUAUUGUAAUUUAUUUAUAAACAAUCAUUUUAUCUUAUUAUUAAAAAUGUUUACUAUUUCAUAACAUUGGUUUUUCCUUACCAAAUAUUUUCAGUACUCGAUCCAAGAAAUUUCACAUAUUUAUAAAUAUAUUGAGAUAUUAUCAUUUAAUAUUUCCUAAAAAUAUGUUCUAGUUUCACUUUUUGGAUGUUAAAUAUUUGGUGGGCUGUUUAUUAACAACCAUCAGUCAUUGUCAAUGACAGUCUCUAUCAAACUUUUUGGAACUACUCUGUCGAUCUAUCAAAGUACAAAAAUAUUUUUCAAAUCAAAAUUACUCUUUUUGUCUUCUCAAAAAUUAUGUGUCUACUAAUAUAGGUAGACUAAUUUUUAAAGCUGACUAAACUUUUUCUAAAUCUAUUAAUUUCGUUUUUGUCAAAGUUUCAAAAUAAUUUUGACAAUUUCAUAAUUUGGGGAAAAUUGUAAAUAUACAUAAUGUAAUAAAUAUCUCUGUACAUAUGUGAUUAAAGCGUUAUGAAAGUUGUA